This is a messenger RNA of Pelodiscus sinensis (Chinese soft-shelled turtle), 3042 nucleotides long. NCBI's taxonomy places the organism in Eukaryota, Metazoa, Chordata, Testudines, Trionychidae. The record is from RefSeq and is a predicted model, not a curated record.
CCCCUGUGAAGCUUCAGAAAAUACUUAGCAACAAAGAUCUCAAUAACUUUAGGUUUAUAAAGGUAUCAUGCUUGAUUAAAUUUGGAAAAUUUAGUUGUGCCCAGUAAACGCUUUAUGACUGGAUUAAUGAGUAACCGCCACUUUAAUUAGUCAAUUGCUGGUCUCCCACAGCGUUAUUUUCUUCUUUUCCCCUAUAAAAACUCUUCCAAUCUUUACUUGGUUAGUUACAACCUCAAAAUGCCAGUAGCCCUAGGUCAGCUGCUUUUGUUCAUGAUUGGGAUAGUUUGUCUCAGAGAAGGCAACUCAGCAUCACUGGCUCAACAUAAAGAUUCUGGAUGUGGACAGACGCCACAUGAAAUGAAGCCUUGGAAUAAUUUCAACCUCCUCACGCGCAUUGUUGGUGGGAACCAGGCGAAACAAGGCUCACAUCCAUGGCAGGUUUCCUUGAAACGAUGGCAAAGGCAUUUCUGUGGAGGCACCAUUGUUUCUGCUCAAUGGGUGGUCACGGCAGCUCACUGUGUUUUAGACAGACACUUACGUGAUUAUCUGAAUAUCACUGCUGGAGAACAUGAUUUAAGUCUUGCGGAGGCAGGAGAACAGACACUACCGGUUAAAUCCAUCAUUAAACACCCAUAUUUCAACCCCAGAAGACCAAUGAAUUAUGACAUUGCCCUUGUGAAGCUGGAUGGUGCUUUCAACUUUAGUUCAUCAGUUUUGCCUGCCUGUCUUCCUAAUGUUGGUGAAAAGUUUGGUCCGGGAGAUGUUUGUACCACUUGUGGUUGGGGCCGUCUAACAGAGAAUGGAAUUCUCCCUCAGGUCUUGCAUGAAGUGGACUUGCCAAUAAUAGACAACAAGGAAUGCUCUAAAGCAUUGUCAACUCUACGGAAUCCAAUCCGAGGAGACACUUUAAUAUGUGCAGGAUUUCCAGAUGGAGGAAAGGAUGCAUGCCAGGGUGAUUCUGGAGGCCCUCUUUUGUGUAGGCGCAAGCAUGGUGCCUGGACUCUAGCUGGGGUGACCUCAUGGGGUAUGGGAUGUGCUCGGAGCUGGAAUGAUAAUGUGAGGAAAAAGUAUGAUAAGAGAGGAUCGCCAGGGGUUUUCACGGAUCUCCGGAAGGUGCUCUCCUGGAUUCAAGAAAACAUCAGUACUGAUUUGAAAAUGAAAAGUUCUACAGCAUCAUGUAGCAUCCAGGAUGGCAAAGUCCCCAGAAAAGAAGGUGAAUUACGUUUCCCAGAAAGUCCCAAACAUUUCUAUCCAAACAACCAGCUGUGUGUCUGGACCCUGCUUGUCCCAGAAGGCAUGCAUAUACUACUCAAUUUCUCCCACUUCAAUGUGGAGUCAGACACAUUCUGUGACUAUGAUUCUCUGUCAGUUUAUUCGAAAGAUGACAGACUUGUCGGGAGAUUCUGUGGGGUUGACUCUCCACUACCCAUUUUGGUUGGCUCCAAUAGUGUAAAGCUGAAGUUUGUCUCUGAUAACAAGGAGACUGGAACUGGAUUUUCAAUGUUUUACAGACCUCUUUCACCAUAUGCUCUUCCUGAUUCUGGCUGUGAGUCCCUAGCUGUCCUCUUUGAAGGAGGAGUGAUUCAAAGUAUGAACUACCCUGAGCCCUACAGCAACUUGGCCAACUGUCAAUGGAUUAUUCAUGCUCCAGAGAACCAUGUCAUCAAGCUUAUAUAUGAGUAUUUUGAAAUUGAGGAAAAUGAAGACUGUUCCUAUGACUCUGUAACAAUGUAUGAGGAUGUAACAAAAGAGGAAGAAAUAGCUAGGUCUUGUGGGUUUGCUGUCCCAGCACCUGUUUUGAGCACCUCUAGCAUGAUGCUAAUCAUCUUUCAUUCAGAUGAAACUGAGACCUUUGGGGGAUUCCGAGCCACAAUCUCCUUCAUUCAUAUUACAGAUUUAAAUAUAUCUGAUUCGGUCAAUGAAGCAGCACUUCCUGCAGAUCUAAAUACCACCACAGAAAUUCCAGAUGACAUCUGUGGAGUGCCUUCAAAUCAGCCCAGGUUUCUCUUCAGCCGGAUAAUGGGCGGUGAGGAAGCUGUGCCCUACUCCUGGCCCUGGCAGGUCAGCAUACAGAUGUCAGCCGAACACAUCUGUGGAGGAGCAGCUCUUACCAGAGAUUGGGUUGUCACAGCUGCUCACUGCUUUAAUUUCAAGGAACAAUAUAGAGAAUUAUGGACAGUAGUUGCUGGACUCCAUGAUAUUACAGAGCAAGAGCACAGUCAGAGACGAUCAGUGAAGCUGUACAUUGUACAUCAUGAUUUUAACAAGACUACUAUGGAUUCAGAUAUUGCAUUAUUGCAAUUGACUGAGCCCUUGGAGUUUAAUCACUACGUGCGUCCGGUGUGCCUGCCUGAGACGGGUGAAGUGGUUCAGCCUUCUAGGGUGUGCACCACCACAGGGUGGGGGAUCCGUAAUGAAGACAGGGAAAAGUCCAAUAAACUUCAGCAGCUGGAAGUCCCAAUCCUAGUCCCUGAGAUGUGUCAGAACUACUAUGUAAAUCAUCCUGGCAGGGUGACCCAGCAGAUGCUGUGUGCCGGAUUCCCUCUGGAGGAGGGAAAGGAUUCAUGCACAGGUGACUCAGGGGGACCAUUAGUUUGUCCUUCAGAAGAGACAGGAUUUUACACUCUGAAUGGACUAAUAAGCUGGGGCUUUGGUUGUGGAAGAAAAAACUACCCAGGAGUAUACACAAACGUUGCUGUUUUUGUUGACUGGAUCAAUCACUACAUUAACAAGACUGGUAUGUACAGAGGAAACAGCCACUAAGUUUGCCUUAAGUGCCCAGCCUGAGGCACAUAUAAAGGGCCUCCUCCUUUUCAGAGUGCAGGUUGUCAGCACUUUCUGAAUGGCAGGCCCCUUUAACAUGUCUCAGGUUGGGCACCCUGGAAUGGAAGAACCCCAAAUCAGUGGUCACUUCUGAAAAUGUCAACCUGGAAUCUAUUCAAUUCCUGAGCCCCCAGGAUGUGGUCCAGGGCCUCAAAGUGGGGGCAGGUCUCUGGGUCGGCCCCUGGCUGGCAUGCCCUGGAGUAGGACUGCCGCAGGUCC